AUGAGGGGGCAUUCACUGCUAGCAUCACUCUUCCUGUCAAUGCACAAAACUAGAACAUUGCUAGGACAUUCAUCGCUUUCCAGCCCUACUCUGUCGAUAUUUAUUAGACACAGGUCAUCGUAUGGCAAGAGAACAAAGGAUGGGAACUCUAUGUCAUCGUUUCUGCAGACUGUACAUGACAAGAUGAGGGCUGAUAAAAGUGGUGGUGUGGAAGCUGAAGAAGUUAAAUCUGCAAGUACUAAAGUGAGAUAUGGUGGUAAACGGACCAGGGAAGUGAAUGCAAAAGCUGUAAAUCCAACGCCAGCUCGAGUGAUCAACUCCAAGCUAGAACCGAAAAAAGUCGAUGUUUUGAAAAGUCAAGUUACUGCCAGUUCAAGCCUGUCGAGAGCUGAUGCUAGCACGGAUCUAGUCAAGAAACCACGUAAAGCAGCUAGAUCCCCCACUCUAAAUCCAAACCUGACUGUCGACCAACCAAGAAAGAAGCCCAUCGUAACGAAAGAAGUAGAUCCAAUUCAACUCGCAUGGCUCCGAUUCGAAUCACAAUGUAAAAAGUCAGAUCAUGGCAUGACUACAACCAGUAUAACAUCUUUCUUAACUGUGCUCUUGUCCAACAAAAAGUUGGAUUUAAUGGUCAAGGCUUUAACGAGAGCCAAAAAGCUCGGCAUACAGCCUGAUAUUAGAUGGUAUGAGCUUUUAUUGGAAGCAUGUUGCCAAGUAGAAAGUCCACGACAAGCUCUGAAAGUGUUUAAACGAAUGGAAGCAGAUGGUAUUUCACCUAGUAUGGAGUGUCACGCUACGUAUAUGGAGCUGCUAUGUAGCCAGGGCGAUUUUGAGCAGGCCAAGGCGUACUUUGCUAGCACUUAUCAGCCUGUACCUGUUAAAGCAAAUGAAGUUGCGAACAUGACGGAGGGUCAAUCGACAUCUGAAUCAUUACCACCUACAAUCGUAAACCCACCUCCAGACACUCUAGUAUACUUGAGGGCAAUGAUGGGCUGUGCUCGUCGUAAACGGGCUCAUGAAGCUCAAUAUUGGAUGGACAAGCUAUUAUCAGAGCCAUUAGUAACUCCCACGUCUGCAUGCUUUGAAGCCCUAGGACAAGCAUAUAUAGAAGCUGGUGAUUUAACAGGUGCUGAAAAGGUGUGGGAUGAUAUGCUUAAUAGAAGUCUAAUACCGCCGGAACAGGCCAUUAUCGCUACCAUGAAUGCAUAUAUGAAGAAGGGACAAGCACACAAGGCUGUUGCAUUCUGUGAGAGACCGAUUUACCUAUCGCUAUAUGAUACUGUAGAUGUUUUAGCUGUACGAGCUGUAGCAUAUGCCCAAUCAGGAGAAGUCAGUAGAGUGUUUGAAAUCAUGCAAAAACUGUCUGCAUUAAAGUGUACCAUACCGUCUCGCAACUUGGAGCGAAUUGUGGAGGGGCUGUCACGGAACGGAUUCACUACGGAUGCUGCUAGACUAUGCUCUCAAGGUACCCCACUAUCAACAUAUUUAAUUCUCAUGGAAGGGUUUAAUCGAGAAGAGUGUCCUGAUGAAGCAGCAGCUAUAUUGCAAACCAUCCGAGACAGUGGUAUGCCAUUGACCACAUCCAUGUUCGCAACUGUCAUAAAGGGCUUUGCAGCUGCUAAUAAUGUAGAAGCUGUAGAACGAUACUUUGAUCAAGCUCGAGAUGCAGGUCUUGUUGAUGCGCAAUUAUGGAAGUUGGCUUUGACGAGUUAUGUACAAGUAUCAGAUAUAGAUCGAGCACUAGAACUAGUAGAAGCCAUGACAGAACAAGAGGGCAAAGAAGAUGUGAUUCCAGAUAUAGAUCCCAUCUUCCAACUCUUUGAAUCAUGUAUUCGAGCAAGACGAUGGGCUGAUGCUGCAACAUCAUUUGGUAUCUUGUCGGGUAUUAGAGGUGUAGAAUCCAAUCCAGAACGGGUUACUCGCUUACUUGAUAUGCAUGCCAACGAGUUUCAUCAUAUUGCUUGUCAGUUGUUGCGAGGGGAUUUAGAAGCGGAAUCGGAUGGCCUGUUAUUGUCUGGUCCACCAUUAGGUUUAGUCUUGUAUAAAGCAUUGACUACAGCAACGAAGCCGUUACCCGAACGGUUGUAUAGAACUGCUAUGAACUUUUAUAGUCAAGAUCAGGAUCUCGUAGCUGUAGUAUCAACAUGGACGACCAUGCGUAAUCAUAUAACUGCUCCGUCAGCAACAACGGUAACGACGCUGUUACAGGCAGUAGUAGCUCAAGGUGGCGAACGAACGGCCAAAGCAACACUAGAUAUGAUGACAAAGGAAAAACUACCACUAGAUAUUGAUGGAUAUAGAGCGCUGUUGACUUUAAUGGGCCGAUCAGGCAAGCCGAAAGAUGCCAUUGCACUGCUCGUUGAUAUGGACAGUAAAGGGACACAGUUUGGAAGUGUUGAAUGGGAGAUCUUGAGAGAUGCGUUUCGUCGUGGGCAUUGGAAGAAGGAGGAACGAUAUGUUGUAAGGUUUUUAGAGGAACACUACCCGGAAGUGCUUGACAUUGCUGAUGGGGAUGCUGUAGAUAGUAAUAAUAGUAGUAACGAUGAGGAGGAUGGUUCUGGUGAUGAAUCUGUCGUCACGUCAUCUGUAAAGCCUGUGAGUAAGGGUGCUAGACCAAGUCCCAAGGUGAGGGUCACACAUGUUGUAUAA
Synchytrium microbalum is the source of this 2649-nucleotide messenger RNA. RefSeq lists its product as uncharacterized. NCBI's taxonomy places the organism in Eukaryota, Fungi, Chytridiomycota, Chytridiomycetes, Synchytriales, Synchytriaceae. The coding region runs from base 1 to 2649 and encodes 882 amino acids. Gene Ontology annotation, molecular function: protein binding. The transcript has a single exon. The record is from RefSeq and is a predicted model, not a curated record.